Molecule: messenger RNA, 5202 nt
Organism: Phyllostomus hastatus (greater spear-nosed bat)
Lineage: Eukaryota; Metazoa; Chordata; Mammalia; Chiroptera; Phyllostomidae
Gene: DUSP4
Product: dual specificity phosphatase 4
Exons: 4
Coding region: 485-1645 (386 amino acids)
Biological process (GO): negative regulation of MAPK cascade; endoderm formation; protein dephosphorylation
Cellular component (GO): cytoplasm; nucleus
Molecular function (GO): MAP kinase tyrosine/serine/threonine phosphatase activity; protein tyrosine/threonine phosphatase activity
Source: RefSeq, a predicted model, not a curated record
GCUUCUCCAGGUAGUACUGAAUCUGCCCCCUCCCGGGGGAGAGCGGAGGAGCGUUAAUAAAUCUCUAAGCCGAGGAGGAAACUCCGGGGCAGUGCGCCGAGCUCCGGCUGCUCGUGGAGAACCGCGACCGAGCAGCAGCGCCGGCAUUAGCGGCGGCUGGAGCAGCGCAGCGGACAAAAUACAAAGAGACCACAACAGAAGGGAGCCCCUGGCCCUCUCGUAAACACUGACCCUUCCACCGUCGCCUCCCCCUUGCACCGCGCGCGGUGGUGCUUGGUGCCCGAGUCCACUCGGACUUCUAUGUGACCGCGAGACUGCCGAAGGAAGGAUCCUCGGGACAAGAAGGUCGCCUGUGGGAGCCCCCGAGUGCCAAGUUUGCGGCCACUUUCCCUCCCUUAGCCCUUGCCGAGCCCUUUCUGUAGCCCAGCUGUCCCGGCUCUUCUUCGCCUGCUCUGGUGCCCUGCAGCCGUUGUUCCCGGCGACCAUGGUGACCGUGGAGGAGCUACGGGAGAUGGACUGCAGCGUGCUCAAAAGGCUGAUGAACCGGGACGAGAACGGCGGCGGCGCCCUGGGGCUGGUGAGCGGCGGCAAGUGCCUGCUGCUGGACUGCAGACCGUUCCUGGCGCACAGCGCGGGCUACAUACGAGGCUCGGUCAACGUGCGCUGCAACACCAUCGUGCGUCGGCGGGCCAAAGGUUCCGUGAGCCUGGAGCAGAUCCUGCCCGCUGAGGAAGAGGUGCGCGCCCGCCUGCGCUCCGGCCUCUACUCGGCAGUUAUCGUCUACGACGAGCGCAGCCCGCGCGCCGAGAGCCUCCGCGAGGACAGCACUGUGUCGCUGGUAGUACAGGCGCUGCGCCGCAACGCCGAGCGCACCGACAUCUGCCUGCUCAAAGGUGGCUAUGAGAGGUUUUCCUCUGAGUAUCCAGAGUUCUGUUCCAAAACCAAGGCCCUGGCAGCCAUCCCGCCCGCGGUGCCCCCCAGCACGGCCGAGUCCUUGGACCUGGGCUGCGGCUCCUGUGGGACCCCACUGCACGACCAGGGGGGUCCAGUGGAGAUCCUCCCCUUCCUCUACCUCGGUAGUGCCUACCAUGCGGCCAGAAGGGACAUGCUGGACGCCCUGGGGAUCACGGCCCUGUUGAACGUCUCCUCGGACUGCCCCAACCACUUCGAAGGGCACUAUCAGUACAAGUGCAUCCCCGUGGAAGACAACCACAAGGCGGACAUCAGCUCCUGGUUCAUGGAAGCCAUCGAGUACAUUGAUGCGGUGAAGGAGUGCCGGGGGCGCGUGCUGGUGCACUGCCAGGCGGGCAUCUCGCGCUCGGCCACCAUCUGCCUGGCCUACCUGAUGAUGAAGAAGCGCGUGAGGCUGGAGGAGGCCUUCGAGUUCGUCAAGCAGCGACGGAGCAUCAUCUCGCCCAACUUCAGCUUCAUGGGGCAGCUGCUGCAGUUCGAGUCGCAGGUGCUGGCCACGUCCUGCGCAGUGGAGGCCGCCAGCCCGUCCGGGCCCUUGCGUGAGCGCGGCAAGGCCACCCCCACGCCCACCUCGCAGUUCGUCUUCAGCUUCCCGGUGUCGGUGGGCGUGCACGCGGCCCCCAGCAGCCUGCCCUACCUGCACAGCCCCAUCACCACCUCCCCCAGCUGUUAGGGCUGCUCCGGGAUCCCCGAACCAGGGGCCUUCAGCUACCCGACCUGCGGGGGCCGCGGGCCGGCAGCCAGUUGGGACUGACCAGCGUGGGGCAGGCGACCCAGCCCCUUCCCAUCCACUUCUCCUCGGCCGACCACCGGGCCGCCAGAAUGGCAAUAAGGACUUUGAAUACACAUUAAAAGCAAACAAAACCCUCCAACUUAGAGCAAUAAUGGCUGCCUCCACAGGCAGGGAAGACCUUGGUUUGGUUCAUGUGCCGGUUUUAGUUUCAGACAGGAAUUUCUUACCUCAUUUUUUUAAAGCAGUAAGGCUUGAAGUUAUGAAACCCACAGGUCCUGGCAAAUGUGCCCACCCGGUUUUGUUGAGGGGGGUGGUGAGGGGGAGGGAGGGGGACCAGAAGAAAGCAAGUUUGCCAGAAGUGCCUGGUUCCGUGUGCUUGGCCCUAUUUUUGUUGUUGAGGUCACAGGACUUUUUUUUUUUUUAAGGAGUCUUUGAGGGCGUGGUUUUCUAAGUCACAAACACGUGAAUCAUUAUGCUUAAUAAUAAAUAAAAGUAUUUAUUAAGAACUUCCGCAGAAUACCUAAGUCUGAGGGGGUCUAGUGGCAUGGCUGGAUAGGUUUGUGUUGCUGUGGACCAUCGGAUCAGGACCCCUGUGGUGCCUGCAGGGGUGGCCGGGUUAGCCUGAUGACCCCCGCGGGCCUGGCACUGAGAGGCAGGCAGGGUGGGGGGAGAGGAGGGAGAAAGGGACCACUUCUUAAUGACCUUCUAAGCCGGUUCCUGGGCAGGCAUCACUGAGCGAUUUCAGACGCACCCACACGGCCUUUCCGCUCUGAGGCUCAAAACUGCAGCUUGGCGGCAGGAGCGUUUUUCUCAUAGACCCGCCUGAGGUCUCGUUCCGUCACCUGUGAUAAAUGCCACACCAUACGAGGUGCUCCUGAAAAAAAUUGGGUGCCAUUCAGGCUUUCCUACUGUCAGUCAUUUGGCAAGGCCACUGGGGACCCAGCCCACCAGAGGUGCUGGAAAUGAAUCCUUUUCCUGCGAGUUCGAGCACCACUGUUUUCUUCUGCAUAUGCUGGGGUCUGUAAUUUUAGGGGGGGUUACUUGGAAUGAAGUAACAACCAACACAUUCGCAUUCCUGGCUUGGGUGAACAUUUUCAGAGGCCCUCCAGAAUAAGAAGGGGGAGGGGAUGGCGAGAGCGUGCGUGGGGAGUCAGGGUGGACCCUGCACUUGGGAGCUGGCGGCUGGGCUUCUGUGACAGGCUGCAGGGGCACUCAGGUGUCCUUUUAGGGUCCUUUCCUGCAAUAAUGCCACGUAAGGGGCCUUCCAAAUGGAGGGAGAAGGAUGUUUUCUGUGGGUGGGGCUUGUGGGGAGGGGAUGGGAACAAGCUACACGUUAUUUCAUUUGUAGUUUUGUGGAAGUGUUAAUAGAGUGCCAGAUUAGAGGUGAUUGCAAACUUGUGUAGAGAUGAGAGCAUGUUUUUUUUAAAACCCUUUGAGAGUCUAGAUCUAAACAUUCUUGUUCACCCAUCACUAACUUCUGGCCUCAGUGUCAGAGUGGUGUUGCAAUGCGCUUCUGUCUGGGCGGUCCAGACUGGACCUGGUUUGUUCAUUUCCUUCCAUAAACGUGAGCCUCUGCUGGCACCUGUGCUGGCAUCAUCCCUCCUGCCUUUGUCAGGCCCCAUCUUCGGGUGCUGCUGGAGUGCUUGCAUCCCAUCUUUAGGAAAGCCCGAGGCACCCUCCAGGGUUCACCCUCCAUUGGCUGAGCAGCGGUGAGGGCUGGAGGGGCUGGGGAUCCGGGACAGCGGAAAUAUUUAGAGACGGCACAGUCGGAUGUUCCCACCUUUUUCCUUGAUUCCUGGAAGUCGCUUCCUGUUCUGUGAUAAACAAGGUCAAGUAGCGUCUGCAGCUGAGCAGGCUGCAGAGGAGCCUGGGUGGAGGGGGCUGCUGGAGCGGGGAGGGAAAGUAGCCUGGGACAGAUUGACUUUUUCUAGAACGAGUAUACAUUUGCCGAAACCUAUGCCUCCUGCUUUCCCGGACUGGAUUCGCAGACAUGUGGACGGUCGGAGCUCAGCACCGGCCGCAGAGAGGUCUCUGCCUGCUUUCCACGUCAGGUCGCCCAGCACAGUGUCCAACUGUUGUUUAUUAUGAGCCAUUUUCGGUGGGCUUGAUAAGGGCCUGAGUCUCAACGCUCUUAGGAAUGAAACAGGAAAUUGGCUUGAUUGGCAGAGGGGGUUCUGGGUGGCUCUUCUCCCGCGAGAAGCCACUCGGAUGGCUUGGGGCAGCUCUGAGGAAGAUGCAGCCGCAGGGCCAGUCCCCGGGGCCGGUGGGUUUCUGUCUACAUCCCUCCCAGGAAGUGAUUUCUUUUGUGAAAUUUCUGUAAAGGACUGAAAACAUCACCACUUUCACUGAUUGUCAACGACUGUGCUGUUGGUGAGAAAAGUCCGUGAACUGUGCCAUCUGUAGAGAACAGGGAAUGCUUCCAGUUCCCUUGCAGUCUCUGCGCGACCCAAGGGCGUCUGUGGAGCACUGAGGGAAAUGGACUUGACCUUCCCACAGCUGUGUUAGGCCGAAGUCACCACGAGCAGGUGGCCAGGAGCUCCCAGCAGUAGCCCUCCCCUCCUGAGGCCGUUGUCCUCAGGUGCUCAUUCCAGGUGGAUCCCAGCCAGUUUUCAACGAGUGGGGAACCCAGGGGAAAAGAUUUAAGGCUUUGGGAAGGUGGACAGAGGGAGAUGGGAUGGUCGAUUCAAGCGUGACACAGGGCUGUUGGCCACCAUGCCCAUUUAACUUAAAAUGGUUCACCUUGACCGCCCACUUGCGUCCAUCAGGGAGCUGAGAAAACCCUGCUGCCAAGCCAUCCCAGACCAACGAAACCAGGAUUCCUGCAGAGGGACGCAGGUGUCAGCCUGUUUCAAAGCCCUCUAAGUGCUCUCCUGUGUAAUAGCCUGCAUUCGGGAAGCUGCUGUCUGGUUGGCAAGGUGCAGCGGGAGGGCUGGGCCUUGCUCUCAGAGGGUGACUUCUUGCACAGAAACUGCCGCCAGGGGCUUGCCACUGGCUCAGCCUGGUCUCACUUUCAGUCCCAGCCAAGCGGUUGAGAUGGUUUUCCUCAGGAGCUCAAGGAGCUCCUUGACCUGAAUGGGCACCGUUUCCUGCUCCUUGAAAGCUGACCCGGGGAGCAGUGUUAGGGGACUGAGGACAGUGCAUGCAUGUUGAUGUGUUCGCUGGGAGUCUUGUCUAGCAGGAAGAAUGGACAGCUUCACCUCGAAGGCGCCCCUCCUGCCCCAGGACCACAGGAGCAACCUGUCCGUCCUUAGAGUUCUUGAGGCGCAGCAGGAGGAGGCUGCUCCAGGGCUGAGCAGCGCAAUCCUGGUAACUUCUGUAUGUAAAUAGCCCCAUCUUCCAGAGUGAUGUCAUUUCUACAUUUGAUAUGCUUGUAUUUCUGUAGGAUGUAUAUAGUGUAGGGGAUUUUUUUUGUUUGGUUUUGUAUUUUAGAAAAGCAAACAUGUCUGUUUUUAUUUAUUGCUUGAAGAAAUCAUUUGACGGAAAAUAAACACAUUUUC